Messenger RNA from Cucurbitaria berberidis CBS 394.84, 3011 nucleotides. RefSeq names its product DNA replication licensing factor MCM3. The record is from RefSeq and is a predicted model, not a curated record. Gene Ontology annotation, cellular component: nucleus; MCM complex. Gene Ontology annotation, molecular function: ATP binding; ATP hydrolysis activity; single-stranded DNA helicase activity. The transcript is spliced from 5 exons. Lineage: Eukaryota; Fungi; Ascomycota; Dothideomycetes; Pleosporales; Cucurbitariaceae. Bases 142 to 2760 code for a protein of 872 amino acids. Gene Ontology annotation, biological process: DNA strand elongation involved in DNA replication; mitotic DNA replication initiation; DNA replication.
GCCCCUCAACUCCGCAGCAACUUCUACAACACAGCGACUAUUCACUUCAGAUAGCCUGCUUUUUGUACUAAGCUCCUUGAAUUCCAUUGUCGUGUAUAAGCCUGAGUUCAACAACACCGGCACCAACGCAUACUCUACAACAUGGCUGAGGUGAUAAGGGAUGAAGAGGUGCGCAGGCGCGUACGACUUGCACUCGAGUUCCUCGACCCAGAUGAUGUCUCUCGACGCAGCUACCGCCCUGACAUUUUGGUGAUGCUGAACCGAGGCAUGCGGAGACUCAGAGUCAGCAUAGACGAGAUCCGAUCACACAACCGCGAGCUCGCCGAUGGUCUCCUGAACCAGCCCUUCGAAUUCGUAGAAGCCUUCGAUCGCGCCCUUAAGGACGUCGUACGCACUUUCACAGACCGCCCAAAGUCCGAGACUAGCGAGGAUGUGGUGUAUUACUGCGCAUACAUUGGCAGCUUCGGCGAGUUCUCUGUCAAUCCCCGAACGCUGAGCUCAAACCAGCUCAACCAUAUGGUGUCGCUAGAGGGCAUUGUCACUAAGACAUCGCUUGUACGGCCGAAGGUGGUCAAGAGUGUGCAUUACAACGAGAAUAAGCAGAAGUUUCAUUACAGGGAGUAUAGGGAUCAGACUAUGACUACAGGCGCGGCGAGCACGAGCGUGUACCCCACAGAUGAUGGUGAGGGCAAUGCAUUAGUUACAGAGUACGGCUACUGCAUUUACCGCGAUCACCAGACUAUCUCGAUUCAGGAAAUGCCAGAGCGCGCCCCCGCUGGUCAGCUCCCGCGCUCUGUCGAUGUUAUUAUGGACGACGACCUUGUAGAUCAGGUCAAGCCUGGUGACAGAAUACAACUUGUCGGCAUCUAUCGAUCCCUCGGUAAUCGCAAUGCCGGAACAGGCAGCUCUACCUUCCGGACACUGAUCCUUGCGAACAACGUCAUCUUGUUAUCGUCGAAGUCUGGCGGCGGUAUUGCGCAGGUCAGCAUCACCGACACCGAUAUCCGUAACAUUAACAAGAUUGCGAAGAACAAGCGAGUCUUCGAGUUGCUCUCGCAGUCAUUAGCGCCUUCCAUCUACGGCCAUGACUACAUCAAAAAGGCCAUACUGUUACUGCUUCUGGGAGGGCAAGAGAAGAAUUUAGACAAUGGCACCCAUCUGAGAGGAGACAUUAAUAUCCUCAUGGUCGGUGACCCAUCGACAGCCAAGUCGCAGUUGCUCCGAUUCGUCCUGAAUACUGCUCCUCUCGCCAUUGCUACGACUGGUCGUGGUUCGUCAGGUGUCGGUCUUACAGCAGCUGUUACCUCAGACAAGGAGACUGGCGAACGACGCCUCGAGGCUGGUGCCAUGGUUCUCGCUGAUCGCGGUGUUGUGUGUAUCGACGAAUUUGAUAAGAUGUCUGAUGUCGAUCGGGUAGCUAUCCACGAAGUUAUGGAGCAGCAGACCGUCACGAUUGCCAAAGCUGGUAUCCACACCUCGUUGAAUGCUCGGUGCAGUGUCAUCGCUGCUGCCAACCCUAUCUUCGGCCAGUACGAUAUCCACAAAGACCCACACCGCAAUAUCGCACUUCCCGAUUCCCUUCUCUCGCGUUUCGACUUGUUGUUCGUUGUUACGGACGACAUUGAAGAUGCGCGCGACAGGCAGAUUUCCGAGCACGUCCUUCGCAUGCACCGGUACCGCCAACCCGGCACCGAAGAAGGCGCACCCGUUCGAGAAGAAGGAGACCAACUUUUAGGUGUAGGUCUUGAGACCGAUACUGACGCCAACCGCCCGACUGAGGUCUAUGAAAAAUUUAAUCCCAUGUUACACUCCGGCGUGACAAUCACAGUCGGAAGAGGCGCAUCACGAAGGACUGAAGUUCUUAGCAUCCCCUUCAUCAAGAAAUACAUACAGUACGCUAAGCGGGAGAAGCCGAUCCUUACGAAGGGCGCGGCAGACCACAUCGUAGCUGCCUACUCUGCGCUACGAAACGACGAAUUAGAUGCUGGCACCCGCCGCACCUCGCCCAUCACAGCCCGUACCCUCGAAACACUCAUUCGUCUGUCGACCGCCCAUGCUAAGGCUCGUUUGUCGAAGCGUGUGGAGCAGAAGGACGCCGAUGUGGCAGAACAAAUUCUGCGCUUCGCUCUGUUCAAGGAGGUCGUUGAAGACGACCGCCGCAAGCGGAGACGGACAGUCCGCGACCCAGAUGCUAUGUCUACUGACGGGGAGUCCUCUGGCGAUGACGACGAGGAUGGCGAUGAGCAGGAAACAACACAGACUCGCCGCACUGGCGGUCCUUCAACUCGCAGUCAACAUACUGGUAUAACACCAACACCAGCUGCUGUUGAGCAUGAGGAAGAUGACGAGGAUGAUAAUGCGGAUCUCUACGAAGUCACACCCAAAACUCAGCGCACGACGCAACGAACAACGGGCCGCACACAGUCCUCUCGUGCUGCCGCUUCGUCUUCUCAAGUCAGUGCUGCGUCGUCACGUCCAGAAUCACAAUUGCCGCCCACACAAUCCGAAUCGCAGGACUCACAGAGUAUCACACCUGCGCGCGUGCAGGUCUUCCAAACAGCACUUGGACAACUCAUCGAUGGCCCACUAUUUGCUAACGAUGCUGCCGAUGUCGAACCACUUGUUGCUGCAGUUAACGCACGACUGGGUGGCGGUACCGGACGCGAAGCAUUUGGUGAGGACGAAGCGGAGAAAGCGCUUGAGGCGCUGAGUGAACGGAAUAAGAUUAUGUACUCGGGCGGUAUUGUGUACAAGAUCUAGAGCGAACGCAGGCAUGAGCACGAUGGGAUGACGAGAUGAUAGUACAACGGAUGGGAAUUCUUGGCAUGUUUUGGCGUUUGGGUAGUGCGGAGUCCAUUUGAUAGUGCAUUUGCAAAUACCAUGCCUGUAUAAGAACGAGUGGUUGGUUUGCAAGUAUACAUUUAUUGCGAAUGGAAAGUUAGACUGACUUCAAUUGCCAUACUCGCAGACUUGAGUGGCAACAAGAAGCCGCUCGUACAUUCAGCCACUGG